GCAAUUACCAAGGUGCAAACAAAUUGCCAAAUUUGCCACGUUGAAACAUGCCGAAACUGACAUGUGAAUGCAUUUGCAACAUUUUCUAGUUUACACAAUAAAAUGAACAUACAGCUCUUUGUUAUACACCUUACUAUUACAUUCUUCUUUACCGAUGUCUUUACGAAAAAGCCCCCAGAAGCGACAGCAAUUGAUAGCGAAUCUGAGGAAGAUGAAAGGUCUGAGGACCUGGAGGAGCUGCACGACACCAGCAGGCAUGGGCUGAAACGCAACCGGGAGGCCCACCCGAAGAAACACAAGCGCAAAGGACGGGCUUUGGACGACAGGAAACAGUGCGCCAUAAUGUACAAGAAUGAAGAACCAGUGGGAAUUUUGCAGCGCUUUGAGAACAGCUACCAGCUGCUGCCAGUGAGGAGCGAGGACAAGAUUCCGGUAGAUAUCAGCCCUAUGGAUAAGACCAGCAGUGAAGAAGUGAAGCAAGACACGAAAAGACACACAGGAGACGAGAAUUUGAUGGAGUUUUCCGAUGAAAAAUACCCGACAAUCUUCGCAAAGUUCAAAGUCGAUAGCCGACUGGAGAAGGAGGGCAGCCUAAAAAGUCGAACUUUGGAAAAACGAGCUUCUAAACCCAGCAAUUUACUCAGCGAAAAACACUCAGACUACUUAAGAUCGGCCCUUUUAAGAUUGCAGUCCAACGACGAAUCGGCUGCAGGAGAUCUAAAGGGCAUUUUAAACGACAUGGGCCUAAUCGACGAUCCGCAAGCCGCUAAACGCGAAGUCGAAGAUGAAGAUCUGGAGCACGGAAGCAACAAAAUCACCCUGCUCAAGAUCGACCGCAAAAGCCCCCGAUCCAAGCGAGGAAAACCAAAGGAAAAGUCCGUAACAAAACACUACGCAAUGAUCGAGAUUCCCGAACCAAAAUCCAUCAACGAGGACGAAUAUAUUGACGAAUACCUGAGCAAACACCCCGAACAGGCCAAGCAGCUGGAUCAGGAGCAGCGGGAGAAGAGAUCUGAAGAUAUGGGCAAGCAAAUGGAGCAACAGAUCCAGGAGCGCCUGAACCGGAUAAAGGAGGAAGUGCGCAAUGAAAUAGAGCAAAUCAAAGCCAACGGCAACCCGAAUCUCGAAGAGGAGGAGGAAGAAGAAGCGAAUGAGGAGGAAGAUGGGAAGCCGCAGAGGAAAAAGCGAAACAUCAUCAGCAAUCUGAUGGAGGAGGAAACCAGCGACUUGGACCCGGUGCUGAUUGGAGACAGUAAUCCCUCUCCUCAUAUCAGAAUAAGGCGGGGCCUAGAUGGUUCAAUUCCUGCAGCAAAUACUUACCAGCAUCAACAACCUGUACCAACAGCCGACCCGCUAGUUGUGGCCACCACGCAUCCCUUCUCUCUUCGCCGCUUAAAAGAGUUUCCAGAACAAUACCGAGCAGAUGAAGAAGUUGCUGAUGUCGAAGACGAGCAAACCAUCAGAGAGAAAAAGGCUUGCAAAUGUGCAGGAAAAGACUGCAAAUGCGGCAAAGUCUCCGCUUCAGCUGAUGAAAGCCACCUGAUCUACGUCGAUGGAGCUCCGCUCCUGAUGCGCAAUCAAGAGCGAUUUGCCAGGAGCAGUGAAACCAAUCGGAAGAGUCAACUUUCCAAAGCUUUGACGGAUGGCGGGUACACUCUGGAUCUGGACCCGGAAGUCUACCGAAUUGCCGAAGUAGAUGGGCGGAAAAAGAGGAGCAAUUUCCUGGAUUUGGUGGCUGUCCAUGGAGGCGGCGCAGUUCUGGAUCAUCUGGUUUCCAUCCGGCAAAGAAGCAUGCGCGCUAAACGAACGGCUGGUGAUAAAGAGCCAUUAACACUCAUGGAUAUGUCUGGGGAGGAUUUGUUUGGGGCGUUGCCCCAAGGCUUUGAUGGCGAGCUGACGCGAUCUAAACGGGUGAAGCGAAGCUGAACUAGAUUGGGUUAAGUACAAAUGUGCAGGCACUAAACUGAUUGACAAAAGGGCGCCACUGUAUAUACACUGUUUGUAAUAGAAACGUAUUUUAUCA
Messenger RNA from Dendroctonus ponderosae (mountain pine beetle), 2023 nucleotides. RefSeq names its product probable inactive protein kinase DDB_G0270444. The record is from RefSeq and is a predicted model, not a curated record. The transcript is spliced from 7 exons. Lineage: Eukaryota; Metazoa; Arthropoda; Insecta; Coleoptera; Curculionidae. Bases 103 to 1926 code for a protein of 607 amino acids.